Aaosphaeria arxii CBS 175.79 is the source of this 716-nucleotide messenger RNA. RefSeq names its product Non-heme 11 kDa protein of cytochrome bc1 complex. The record is from RefSeq and is a predicted model, not a curated record. Lineage: Eukaryota; Fungi; Ascomycota; Dothideomycetes; Pleosporales. The transcript has 3 exons. Gene Ontology annotation, biological process: mitochondrial electron transport, ubiquinol to cytochrome c. The coding region runs from base 1 to 378 and encodes 125 amino acids.
AUGGGUAUCACCGACUUCAUCUCCGCCGCCUGGGACACGUUCUCCACCCCCUCGCCCGAUGCCGAGGAGCCUGCUCAGGCCAACAAGGAAGAGGAAUCCAGCGAUGAGAAGGAAGAGUCAAGCGACGAUGCUGAGGAGGAAGAGGAGGAAGAAGAGGAGGAGGAGACCGUCGACCCCAAAGAGACUCUCGAGGAGGAGUGCAGAAACUCCAAGGAGUGCCACCCGGCCAAGCACCACUACGACGCUUGCGUCGAGCGAGUGACCAGCCAGAUCGAUAACGAUGGCAAGGCAUCAGAGGAUUGCGUUGAAGAGUUCUUCCAUCUCGCUCACUGCGCAACCGCCUGCGCAGCGCCUAAGCUUUUCUCGCAGCUCAAGUAAAGCCUCUAAAUCCCAAAAACCCUCAACAAUCGCGAUCCAGGUCCGAAGAUCCGAAAUCACCCGACUUUCUCUUAGGAAGGUACACUCUGAGAGAACAUCUAUAGAAGGAUGGUGUGAAUCUGGUGCCGUUGAUAUGAAGCAUAACAGCAUCUUCAAAUGCAACGAAUUAGGUCAGAUGUAAAUACCGAAAGUCAUGUUUAGAAUAUAGUGUACUAUUACACCAUUCCCUACCCAAUCCAUGUGGUCAUCCAUCGUUUUCCUCACGAAUCUUGACCGCGCAUAACAGUAAGAUUUAUGAACCUCAGUAGUCAUGUCUCAUCGUAUGUACGACUAGAUUU